This is a messenger RNA of Candidula unifasciata, 384 nucleotides long. The record is from the annotation of a GenBank genome assembly. Lineage: Eukaryota; Metazoa; Mollusca; Gastropoda; Stylommatophora; Geomitridae.
AUGGCUUCUGGAUUUAAAAAAAAAAAAAAAGACACACAAGAUGUCUACCCUCAGACAGACACCACUCUUAAAGACACACAAGAUGUCUACACUCAGACAGACACCACUCUUAAAGAGACACAAGAUGUCUACCCUCAGACAGACACCACUGUUAAAGAGACACAAGAUGUCUACACUCAGACAGACACCACUGUUAAAGAGACACAAGAUGUCUACCCUCAGACAGACACCACUGUUAAAGACACACAAGAUGUCUACACUCAGACAGACACCACUCUUAAAGAGACACAAGAUGUCUACACUCAGACAGACACCACUCUUAAAGAGACACAAGAUGUCUACACUCAGACAGACACCACUGUUAAAGACACACAAGAUGUCUAG